This is a messenger RNA of Camelina sativa (false flax), 1489 nucleotides long. The record is from RefSeq and is a predicted model, not a curated record. Lineage: Eukaryota; Viridiplantae; Streptophyta; Magnoliopsida; Brassicales; Brassicaceae.
CUCCAACUUUUAUCGCCUCUUUUUGUUUCCCAAAAACAAAAUAGUUUACCUUUUUUAGGUUUCUUCUACAGUCUCAACGCGUUUCUUCUUCCCUUCCCUCUGAACGCGUUUCAUCAGUUUCUAGAUAUCUAAGGGGGUAAUGGGUCCUCAAAGCGUUUCUCAUUUUCAUUUCUCAAAACUGAGAUUUUAGAAUAUCACGCUUGAUUUUGGAUAAAACUCUCACCUUUUGGGUUCGUAAGAAUGUCACUCGUUAUAAUUUCGAUGGUGGUGUCAAUAUCACGUUUGUAGCUGUUGGGAAUGAGCCAUUCCUCAAGUCGUACAAUGGAUCGUUCAUAAACCUCACAUUCCCUGCACUUCAAAACAUCCAAAAUGCUUUAAAUGAAGCCGGACUAGGAAACUCCGUCAAAGCAACAGUCCCUUUGAACGCGGAUGUAUACGACUCACCUGCAAGCAACCCCGUUCCAUCUGCAGGAAGAUUCCGUCCUGACAUCAUUGGUCAAAUGACUCAGAUUGUUGACUUCCUUGGCAAGAACAAUGCUCCCAUCACAAUCAACAUCUACCCUUUCUUAAGUCUCUAUGGGAAUGAUGAUUUCCCACUCAAUUACGCCUUCUUCGAUGGAGCUCAGCCGAUAAAUGACAACGGUGUUGAUUACACAAACGUCUUUGAUGCCAAUUUCGACACUUUGGUAUCGUCUUUGAAAGCUGUUGGUCACGGAGAUAUGCCGAUAAUCGUUGGAGAAGUCGGUUGGCCAACAGAGGGUGACAAACACGCUAAUUCCGGCAAUGCCUACAGAUUCUACAACGGGCUUUUACCGAGGCUUGGAACAAACAAAGGCACUCCAUUGAGGCCCACCUACAUUGAGGUAUACUUGUUCGGAUUACUUGAUGAGGAUGCGAAAAGUAUAGCACCUGGAGAGUUUGAACGCCAUUGGGGAAUAUUUAAAUUCGAUGGGCAACCAAAGUUUCCAAUAGAUCUGUCGGGUCAAGGACAGAAUAAGUUCUUGAUUGGUGCACAAAACGUGCCAUAUCUACCAAACAAGUGGUGUGUGUUUAAUCCAGAAGCCAAAGAUUUGACUAAACUCGCGGCUAACAUAGAUUUCGCCUGCACUUUCUCCGAUUGCACGGCGCUUGGUUAUGGAUCUUCCUGCAAUAGUCUUGAUGCAAAUGGGAAUGCCUCAUACGCGUUUAACAUGUACUUUCAAGUCAAGAAUCAGGACGAGAGUGCUUGUUUCUUCCAAGGUUUGGCCACCAUUACAACGCAGAAUAUAUCUCAAGGACAAUGCAGUUUCCCUAUUCAGAUUGUCGCUUCCUCAGCCUCUUCUUUUUCUUCUUUGUCUUAUUCUUUGUUUUUUUUAACCGUUUGGUUUCUAUUGUCAGGGAUGAUGUUUUGAGGUUAUAUUGAGUUCGUUGAACUUAGUGAGACUUUUGUGGCCUUAGUUUAUUACUGAUUUAUAUAUAUACUAGUAUUUGACCGGUGCAUAUGCACAAA